Prinia subflava (tawny-flanked prinia) is the source of this 2433-nucleotide messenger RNA. RefSeq names its product vitamin D receptor (gene VDR). Gene Ontology annotation, molecular function: zinc ion binding; nuclear receptor activity; vitamin D response element binding. The record is from RefSeq and is a predicted model, not a curated record. The transcript has 10 exons. NCBI's taxonomy places the organism in Eukaryota, Metazoa, Chordata, Aves, Passeriformes, Cisticolidae. Gene Ontology annotation, biological process: multicellular organism development; negative regulation of transcription by RNA polymerase II; positive regulation of transcription by RNA polymerase II. Gene Ontology annotation, cellular component: nucleus. Bases 327 to 1616 code for a protein of 429 amino acids.
GGACCGCUGGGGACACCGGGACCGCUGGGGACACCGGGCACGCUGGGGACACCGGGACCAUUGGGGACACCGGGACCGUUGGGGCUAUGCCAAGCCCUUCUCAGAGCCCGCCGUGACUCUGUCGCUCCCCGGGACACGGGGGCUGCCCACUGCGGACGAACCGGGGGCGGUUCUUCCCGCGGGAUCCGGGGUGCGGGAGCUGUGGGGAAGCCCCGGGGGUGGUGGGACCCGGGCACGGUGAAGUCCCGGGGUGUCCCCGCCGGCAGGAGUGCCUUCCCAUAUUUUGGAGCGAUCCUGAGCCGUGCCAGCGCCAGGAAAAUCAAGCCAUGGAUCCGGGCGCUUCCAGCACCUCCCUGGUGGAUCCGGCCGGAGAUUCCGAGCGGGGCGUCCCCAGGAUCUGCGGGGUCUGCGGGGACAGAGCCACCGGCUUCCACUUCAAUGCCAUGACCUGCGAGGGCUGCAAGGGCUUCUUCAGGAGGAGCAUGAAGAGGAAGGCCAUGUUCACCUGUCCCUUCAACGGGGACUGCCACAUCACCAAGGACAACCGGCGGCACUGCCAGGCGUGCCGGCUGAAGCGCUGCGUGGACAUCGGCAUGAUGAAGGAAUUCAUCCUGACAGACGAGGAGGUGCAGAGGAAGCGGGAGAUGAUCCUGAAGAGGAAGGAGGAGGAAGCACUGAGGGAAAGCCUCAAACCCAAACUCUCAGAGGAGCAGCAGAAAGUCAUCGACAUCCUGCUUGAGGCCCAUCGCAAAACCUACGACCCCACCUACGCUGACUUCACCAAAUUUCGGCCUCCUGUGAGGAGCCACCCCAGCAGCAGGGGGGCCACAAAAUCCUCAUCCCUGCUCACCCAGGACCUGUCCUCGGAGGAUUCCUCAGAUCUCUUCAGCUCUGAGGCCUUCAGCACAUUCCCAGACUCCGUGGAGCCGCCGCCGUUUCCCGGCCUGGUGCUGCCAGAGGAGCAGGAUGAGAGUUCCUCCAUGAACCUGGAGUUCUCACAGCUCUCCAUGCUCCCACACCUGGCUGACCUGGUCAGCUACAGCAUCCAGAAGGUCAUCGGCUUCGCCAAGAUGAUCCCAGGAUUCAGGGAUCUGUCUGCAGAGGACCAGAUCGUGCUGCUCAAGUGCAGCGCCAUCGAGGUGAUCAUGCUGCGCUCCAACCAGUCCUUCACCCUCGAGGACAUGUCCUGGACCUGCGGCAGCAGCGACUUCAAGUACAGGGUCAGCGAUGUCACCCAAGCCGGGCACAGCAUGGACCUGCUGGAGCCGCUGGUGAAAUUCCAGGUGGGGCUGAAGAAGCUGAACCUGCACGAGGAGGAGCACGUGCUGCUCAUGGCCAUCUGCAUCCUGUCCCCAGACCGGCCGGGCGUGCGGGAGCCGCUGCGGGUGGAGGCGCUGCAGGAGCGGCUCUCGGAGGUGCUGCAGAGCUACAUCCGCGCCCGGCACCCGCCCCCGGGCAGCCGCCUGCUCUACGCCAAGAUGAUCCAGAAGCUGGCGGACCUGCGCAGCCUGAACGAGGAGCACUCGCGGCAGUACCGCUGCCUGUCCUUCCAGCCCGAGCACAGCAUGCAGCUCACGCCGCUGGUGCUCGAGGUGUUCGGCAACGAGAUCUCCUGAGGGCCGGCCCGCGCACAAAUCGGCCCUGGGUGCCUCGGGAUGAGGGAGAAGCCAGCCCCGGUUGUGCCGGGAGGAGCAGGGGAGUGAGCCCGAGCGGGGCUCGGGGUUUGGCAUCGCUGCUCGGGUUUUUCCCCGUCCAGGAGCAGCUUCCCUGUGAGCUGGCGCAUCCCUCUGUUGAGGUUUUGGGGCCGGGGCUGCCUCGAAUCCCUUCUUUUUCCAAGUGUUGGGAAGGGGAAGUGCCGGGAGAUGAACUCAGGGUGCCGCUGUGCAGGCCAUGCCCGCUCCCCCCGAAAUCCCACAGCACCCCUGGGCUCGGACACCCCCAGUCCCAGGCAGCAGGGGCCGUGGGCAGUGUCCCCACAGCUCCCACGCAUCCCGUGUGCUGCUGCUGCCAGACUGGGCUGAGCCAGAGGCAGCUGAGAAAGCCCCGAGAGGGGAAAUGUUGUCCUUGACCCUCAAAGGGAAGAGCAGGACGAGCUUUGUUUGUACUCCCUGGGAAUGGAGGAGCAGGGGGAUCUCCAGGAGACACCCCCACUUUGGAGCUGGACCCCUCUGGGGGAUGGAGUGAUGACCCCAGGGAUGGGACAGGGGCCCCAGUUCCAGCUUGGCUUCCUCCCCCUGCCAUGAUAUGGAGGCAGCUCCAGGCCCUUGUUCCCACCCAGAGCAAACCCGUGGAAGGGGGAUUUGGGAGCUGGGGAGAUCCAGACCCCUGGGAAGAGCCAUCACAGACCCCCGGGCCAUGACCGAUGACCGGAGGGUCCCCAGUGUCCGGAGGGUCCCUGGCUCUGGCCAAUAAACUCCUGCUUGGGCAAAUCAA